This is a messenger RNA of Megalopta genalis, 1344 nucleotides long. RefSeq lists its product as uncharacterized. Lineage: Eukaryota; Metazoa; Arthropoda; Insecta; Hymenoptera; Halictidae. The record is from RefSeq and is a predicted model, not a curated record.
AUCGGAGCACAGUGCAUCUGGAGAGACAAGAACUCUCCACAAUGGCCGGAGGAACGUCCUGGCGUGUUAGUGCUUUGUGCAUACUUUUAUUCGUCUCGGCCCUGUCGGCUCUACCGACGUCAGAACCGGACGCAGAGUUAAUAAGCGAUGUGGAGGACACCACAUUGUCGACCGAACUGAAGCCUCCACCACUACCAGACCAGGAGCAACACGAAUACGUGCUGUUUGUUAUAAAUCUUUACGGAGUGAAAAAUGCCAGCGGCGAAACUUCGGAAGAAAUGUUGGAGAAUGAGGUUCUCGACAAAGUGCCAGAAUUGGGAGAGCCACUGGCCACCGUUCUGUUGCUGAUCGAAGUCGACGAUGAGAACGAGGAGACCGACGCGCCGGUGGACCUGGACGAGGUCGCUGACGACUUGCAGCACGGAGAGGGCUUCCACGUGGACAAGAUCAAGGAUAACGGUCUAACGAGAGUGCUCCGAGUGAAGCUGGAGAAGAGCGACACCGAAGGCAUCGUGCUGCCAUCGUCGAAGAUGGAGAAGAUGACGAAAGUUCGUAACAGGAGGUCGCCUUGCCUGAAGUGCAAGCUGAAGGGCGGUGGAUUCGGCGGCGGAGGCGGCGGAGGUGGGUUCGGAUUCGGAGGCGGAUUUGGCGGCGGAUAUGGAGGUGGUUCGCUCGGAGGUGGACCCGGAUGCGGUGGUGGAGGUUGUGGUGGAGGAGGCUACCCAGGUGGAGGAGGCUACCAGGGUGGCUACCCUGGUGGUGGCGGCGGUGGCUACCCUAGCGGUGGCGGCGGUGGCUACCAUGGUGGUGGCGGCGGCGGCGGCGGCUACCCUGGUGGUGGCGGCGGCGGCUAUCCUGGUGGUGGUGGCGGCGGCUACCCUAGUGGUGGCGGCGGCGGCUACCCUGGUGGUGGCGGAGGAUGUGGAGGAGGAGGAUGCGGCGGAGGGCAAACACAAACGAUUGGUAUACCAAUAGUUCUUAUACCUGUUGCAGCGAGUUAUCCAUCGCAUUAUCCCAGCGGAGGUGGUAGCUGCAGCACUUGCGGCGGCGGCGGUGGCGGUGGUCACGGCGGAUACGGCGGUGGUUCGUAUUCGCAAGCCUCGGCGCAGGCCUCUGCUCAAUCUCAAUCUUGGGGCAAGUAAACGAAACGGAACCCGGGAACGAAGGAGCUAGCGAACUUCAUGCUGCCUGGAAGCGUACGAGCGCGGACACCUAACGGACCCCGGACGCGCGCAUAAACGCUUAACAACAUUAAUUUUUGUACAAUAAAACGUACGUCAUCCUGAUCACCCAUUUCUCGAACGUGUGUAAUCGAGCAUGAAAUAAAUUAAGGAAACGACAGAG